UAAUAUACAUAUAAAUUAGUUGUGAUUUAAAUCUUAGACUUAGAGUAUGUAUUUAUCUCGAAAGAGCUCCUCACCUUGAUGAUAGCGAUGCUUGUGAGUUGUUGUAUAUAAGUACUUGGCAAUUUUACCUUAAACCAUAACAUUAUGAAGGCGACAAUUCUAAGUGGUCUCUUGGUGUGUUGUUGUGUUUUGGCAAAACAUGAGAGGAAAUUUCCAAGUGAUUUCUUGUUCGGAGCUGCUACAGCGUCUUACCAGAUCGAGGGAGGCUGGAACGCUGACGGCAAGGGCGAAAAUAUUUGGGAUCACAUGACGCACACCCGACCUGAAGUUAUCAUCGACAAAAGUAAUGGAGACGAAGCAGCCGACACCUACCAUAAUUACAAACGCGAUGUCGAAAUGAUGAGGGAACUCGGUCUGGACGCUUAUAGAUUCUCCAUAUCCUGGUCUAGGAUACUUCCUAACGGCUUGGCCAAUUAUAUCAACGAACCAGGAGUUGAAUUCUAUAAAAGAUACAUCAGCGAAAUGCUGAAAUACAACAUUACGCCCAUGGUUACUCUUUACCACUGGGAUUUGCCACAAAAGCUCCAAGACUUGGGUGGUUUCGCCAACCCUCUUUUCCCUGAAUGGUUUGAAGACUACGCUCGAAUUGCUUAUGAGAAAUUCGGAGAUAGAGUGAAGCAUUGGAUCACCUUCAACGAACCAAGGGAGAUAUGUUAUGAAGGUUAUGGAUCUACUACCAAAGCUCCCAUGCUGAAUGCCACAGGUGUUGGUGUUUAUCUCUGUGCGAAACAUUUAGUUCUGGCUCAUGCUAGAGCAUACAAGACGUAUGACAACGAAUUCCGGGCAACUCAAAAUGGACUUUGUGGUAUUACAAUAAGUGUCAAUUGGAUGGGACCUUUGACGGAUUCGGAGGAGGACCAAUUUGCUGCUGAGAUUAAACGUCAGGCUGAGUGGGGCCUGUACGCUGAGCCUAUUUUCUCACAAUGGGGUGGUUUCCCCAAAGAAUUAUCCGAAAUCGUCGCCAAGAAAAGCAAAGAACAAGGCUACCCCAGAUCCCGUAUGCCAGAGUUUACAGAAGAAGAGAAGCAAUUUUCUCGUGGAACUGCUGAUUUCUUCGGUGUUAACCACUAUACUGCUAAUUUGAUCUCAGCCAAUGAUUAUAAAGCAUGGAACCCUGUACCAUCCUUGUAUAAUGAUGCGGAUGUCGGUGUGUAUAUCCCACCAGAGUGGCCGCAAUCAGCAUCCAGAUGGUUGAGGCAAGCACCAAACAGCAUCUACAAAGCUCUGACACAUUUGCAUAAGAAGUAUAAUGGGCCAGUCUUCUAUAUAACCGAGAAUGGCUGGUCCACGACACCAGAUGCUGGAUUGGAAGAUGAAGACAGAAUUAGGUAUUACAGAGCGGCUCUCAAUAGCGUCCUGGAUGCUUUGAAAGCUGGCGUGAACCUAAAAGGAUAUAUGGCCUGGAGUUUGAUGGACAACUUUGAGUGGAUGGAAGGUUAUGCUGAACGCUUCGGAUUGUACCAUGUUGACUUCGAAAGCGUUGAGAAAACACGUACACCAAGGAAGUCUGCUUUCAUUUACAAAGAGAUCGUAAGAAGCAGAACCGUGAACCCCGACUAUGAACCACCCAAUAGAACAAUGUGGAUUGAGGAAGGACACUAAUUGUAGUAAUAAAUGUGUAAUUUAUUCAUUAAACUAUAAUCACAGAUAACAUAAUACUGU
Molecule: messenger RNA, 1722 nt
Organism: Zerene cesonia (dogface butterfly)
Lineage: Eukaryota; Metazoa; Arthropoda; Insecta; Lepidoptera; Pieridae
Product: myrosinase 1-like
Exons: 6
Coding region: 145-1662 (505 amino acids)
Biological process (GO): carbohydrate metabolic process
Molecular function (GO): beta-glucosidase activity
Source: RefSeq, a predicted model, not a curated record